Messenger RNA from Paramecium pentaurelia, 1436 nucleotides. The record is from the annotation of a GenBank genome assembly. Lineage: Eukaryota; Ciliophora; Oligohymenophorea; Peniculida; Parameciidae.
AUGAUUUAUAGACCAUUACUCAUUGAAACUUGUUAAUAUAAAUACCGUAUGGGAAGUGAGGAGAAAUCAUUCUCUAUUAAAAAAAAAGUUGAUUACUAUCCUUACUUUAGAUAAAAGGUUACUAGUCAAUCAUUUCACAUUGAACCUCUUACUACAGAUAAAAAAAAGUCAAAAAAAUAACUGACAUUGAAUCAAAAAUUAGGAAAUUCAGAUAUUAAUAUACAAUAAUAUAUUGAGUUUAAUGUAUAAAUUUGAAGAAAUUAGAUUAAAGAAAAGCCUAUGAAUAGUAAUACUAAUAAAAGAGUUAGAUAAUUAAUAAUAUAGGAUAACAAAUUAAUGAGAAAAUAAAAUAAACUUAAUAGUUUUGCUGAAAUACUUACUUAAUAACACAAAUCAUAUCAUUAAAAAUAGAUGAAAUAAUAAGUGUUAUCCAUGUUAGAUUAAGGAUAACUUUUUAGAAAGGUUGAAAGUCCUUAAAUGAGUCCAAAAUAAUAAUUAGAAUUAUAAUCAAAAACAUAAUAAAAUUGUGCAGAACAAUAAAUAUAAGAUAAAGUUUAAAAUUAUUUAUCAAGAAAGAGUAUUCACCUUUAAAGACUUUCUUAAAGAAUGGAUGAUAUUAAUAUAUCAAAAAGAUCAAUUAUAAAUACAAGUUCAGCUGAAAGAGAUUUAAAAAUUUCUUCGACUUUUUUUAAGGACUUUAUUGGUGUUUCUUAAUAAUUUAAAUAUAAAGAGAAAUAAGAUCCAGAAUUAUUAAAAGAAUCUUAUAAAUAUUGGGCAUAAAGUAUAAGAACAAAAAAGGAUCCAUAAAAGAAAAGAAAGGUUGGAGCAGUAUUUAGUACAUCAGUAAGAAUGAAACUUGAAAAAAUGAGAAGCUUAAUUUUAGAUUGUGUUAAAAAAUUGAGAUUUAUGAAAUUAGAUCCUGAAUUAUUAAUGUAAAGUAGAACAAUAUUAAAAAAACCUUAUUAAAGAGAAGGUUCUUAUGUAUUUUUUAAAGGAGUAACUAAAAAUGAUAUUGAUUUAGUAAAAUUAAUGCUUGAUAAAUGCAGAUUUUAUGCUUUUGAUUUAAAUGAGAAUUUACAAACAGCUUUACAUAUUUGUUCUAGAAAAGGACAUUUAUAAAUAGCAAAGAUAUUAUUUCAAUAUGGAACUUAUCCUGAUGCAAGGGAUGUAAGUAAUAGAACUCCACUUUAUUAUGCACUUAUUAAUAAUUAAAAAGAAUUAGUAUAAUUAUUAUUAUCACAUAAAUGUAAUCCAUGGUCAUUUCCUGGUUGUAUCUAUGAUACUGAUGAUCCUACAUUAACAAAAAUGUUAAAAAUAGCUAGAAGAGUAAAUAUUAAAUUAUAUAAGAAUAGUUAGAUAUGUUAUUAAUGAUGACACCUUAUAAUACAAGAUAAUAAAUUUGGAUUAAUUAUUGCAGAGUUUUCUAUGAGUUUUGA